CAGUCCGAACUCAAAAGAACAUGCCUUUACAAUUUUCACCUGGCUCAGGGUGGCAAAAUGGUGCCAUUUGCUGGCUGGGAGAUGCCAGUACAGUAUAAAGACAGCAUAUCAGCUUCACAUCAUCAUGUUCGAAACGCUGUCGGGAUAUUUGAUGUCUCACACAUGUUACAAACAAGGGUUGAUGGGAAGGAUCGUGUUAAAUUUAUUGAGUCAAUGGUCGUAGGUGAUAUCCAAGUAUUAAACUCUAAUCAAGGAACAUUAACUCUGUUUACAAACGAUGCUGGUGGAAUUAACGAUGAUCUGAUUGUUAAUAACACGGAGGAAGGAUAUCUUUAUAUUGUGUCAAAUGCUGGGUGUAGGGAUACAGAUUAUGCAAAUAUGAAGAAAAGAAUAGAGGAGUGCCAAAAAGAAGGUUUAGAUGUAAAGUUAGAAAUUGUAGAAAAAGCUUUGAUUGCUGUUCAAGGUCCUCAAAUGACAUCAAUACUUCAACCAGGUUUAGAUUUUGAUUUAAAAACAUUACCAUUUAUGACAAAUAAAGAAGCUAAGAUAUUUGGUAUUCCUGAUUGCCGUGUUACAAGAUGUGGUUAUACAGGAGAGGAUGGUGUUGAGAUAUCUGUAGAAAUAAAAAGUAUAGAAGGAUUAUUAGAAACUUUAUUAAAAUCAACUGAAGCAGAAGUUAAAAUGAUAGGUCUAGGUGCUAGAGAUAGUUUAAGAUUAGAAGCUGGAUUAUGUUUAUAUGGAUCAGAUAUUGAUAGAACUACAUCACCUGUAGAAGCAACUCUAGCUUGGACCAUAGGUAAAAGAAGAAGACAGGAAGGUGGUUUUCCAGGUGAUAAGUUUAUUUUGGAUCAGCUUAAAAAUAAAGCGAGUAAAAAACGUGUAGGAUUCACUUCAGCUGGCCCCCCUGCCAGAGGAGGAACUAUUAUCUUUGAUGAAAGUGGAAAGAAGAAAAUAGGAAAAAUUACCAGUGGAAUUCCCUCACCCACCUUAAAAACAAACGUAGCCAUGGGAUAUAUAGAUACUCCUUACGGUAAAAAUGGAACCAAAGUUGUAUUUGAUGUACGUAAUAAGAAAAUUGAUGGAGUAGUGGCUAAAAUGCCAUUUGUUCCAGCCAAAUAUUAUAUACCCAAAUAA
Lottia gigantea (owl limpet) is the source of this 1134-nucleotide messenger RNA. RefSeq lists its product as hypothetical. The transcript has 6 exons. Gene Ontology annotation, cellular component: mitochondrion. Gene Ontology annotation, molecular function: protein binding; aminomethyltransferase activity. Gene Ontology annotation, biological process: glycine catabolic process. The annotation marks the transcript as partial. The record is from RefSeq and is a predicted model, not a curated record. NCBI's taxonomy places the organism in Eukaryota, Metazoa, Mollusca, Gastropoda, Lottiidae.